ACGAUGCGCUCUGCCGCUGUUGUCCCAUUCUUGUUUAGUGGACUUCAUAUAUUGGUCACUCGAGCUAAUCCGGUGAAGAGGACCAUAUCGGAGACUGUUUACGAUGAUUUGGUCUUCUACUUCCAGUACGCUUCGUCGGCGUAUAGCACCACCUGUGCUAGCCCAAACGGGAACACGCUCGUCACAGAGUUCAGUGACACGGGCACGGACACACAAGGGUUUAUCGCUCGAGACGACACUCGAGAGGAAAUUGUGGUUGCUCUUCGCGGAAGCUCCAGCGCGGAAGAUUUUCUGACCGAUGUUGAGUUGGUACUGGAGGACUUUGUCGUGACCGGUACUUCACCACCAGAUGGCACAACCGCGCACACAGGAUUCUUGAACGCCUGGAACGCUGUUGUCGAUACUGUCCUGUCUGAGGUUACGAGCCAGCUCUCCGAUAACCCAGGCUACGCAAUCGUCACCAGCGGCCAUUCACUCGGAGGCGCCCUAUCCUCUCUCGCUGCUAUCACAUUACAGCAGAACUUCCCUUCCUCGAUUGUCCGGAUGUAUACCUACGGUCAGCCGAGGACGGGAAAUGAUGAUUACGCGUUCUGGGUGAACGAUGAAAUUGGGUCGAAUGCAUUCAGAGUUGUGCACACUACGGAUGGAGUGCCAACAAUCAUCCCUACAUCUCUCGGCUACCGACACCACGGUAUCGAGUACUGGCAGAACCCGGACCCGCCAUCUGCGGACACAACGACAGAGUGUGCAGCAGAUGGGGAAGACCCGACUUGCUCUGCCUCCAUACCCAGCGGGGGUAUCGAUGCCGCCCAUACCGAGUACUUCGACAUUCUCGCUAUUACCCCUUUCUGCUCGUAGACUGCAGAAAUACUACGAGACGAUGCAUGAGGGGGUACGGGAUCAGAAAGUAGAGUUCAUAGGAGUGGACAUUGCGGGAGCGACCUUGGAGGUUGCUCGACUGUCCACCUUGAAUUUCGUCGGUGUGCUAGGCAAGGCUAGCUUCAUCAGGCUCUCGACACCUCAUUCUUUGUCUUGGUAAAUAGGAAAAACAUCGGGAAAUAGCAUUUUUGAACUGGACAUUGGGUUGAAUACUAACCUUACCAUUCACAUCGAU
Messenger RNA from Stereum hirsutum FP-91666 SS1, 1114 nucleotides. RefSeq names its product alpha/beta-hydrolase. Lineage: Eukaryota; Fungi; Basidiomycota; Agaricomycetes; Russulales; Stereaceae. Gene Ontology annotation, biological process: lipid metabolic process. The transcript is spliced from 11 exons. The record is from RefSeq and is a predicted model, not a curated record. The coding region runs from base 4 to 858 and encodes 284 amino acids.